GUUUUUGGGUUUUUUGAGAGGAUUUAGCCUUCAGGAGACAAUAUGGGUUCAUGCAUAAUUCUGUAUUUGGUUAAUUUGUGUGUGUGGGCGUGAGAAUGAAAACAUGACCUGUGUGUUGUGAUGCUCUUGUCUGUGGACAUGAAUUGUGGUUUAGGAUUAGGACCGAGUUUAUGGGCAUGAGUUGGAUUGUGGGUAUUUUUUUUCUCUUCUUUUCUGGUGGAGAAUUCUACUUUGAGUGUUGAAACUGCCCAUAGUUUUCUCCGAGGGUGGCAUCCUUUCUGGGGUGUGUCCGUUGGUGAGACUAAUUUGUUCGUUGCUCGUGAAUCUGUUGAACCAGCUGGAUUUGAGAACGGUACUGAUUUGAGCAUUUGUUGACUAGUUGCUAAUCACUAACUGAUUAAGGAGGCGAUGAAGAGGAUCGUGAGGACUAGGAGAAAUGGCUACAGUCUCUGAAAAAGAAUGGACGGGUUUCCAAGGUUUACCUGCUGCUACACAAAUCAUUCUUCAUACCCUUCUCGCCAAGCUUCGAAAACAAAAAGUGGACAAAAUUACGAUAGUGCUUCUGGGAAAAGGGGGAGUAGGCAAGAGCUCAAUCGUUAAUUCCUUAUUCAGCGAACGGGUGGCUGCCGUCAGUGCUUUUCGGUCGGAAACCUUGAGACCUCGCCAGUACUCACGUUCAAAAGAUGGCUUCAAGCUCACCGUCAUCGACACUCCAGGCUUCGUUGAAGCAGGUCGCGUCGAUGCUGCUUUGAACAGCAUUAGAAGGUACUUAUUGGGGAAAACCAUCAAUGUGGUGCUCUAUGUGGACCGUCUGGAUGGACCGCGGGAGGACAAAGUAGACGUAAAGAUUUCCAGGGCCAUUUCACAAGCCUUUGGCCCUCAAAUAUGGCCUCAUGUGAUCGUUGUUUUCACUCAUGCGGAGAUCCAUCUGGAGGAUGUGACCUAUUCUGAAUUUGUUUCGAGACGGUCAGCUGCUUUACGGAACAUCAUUCUGAAAGAAUCUCGCUUCAAAACGGUGAACACGAAAGUUCCUUUUGUGUUGGUAGAGAAUUGCAGUCGUUGUUCCGAAAACGGUGAACAUGAAAAGAUCCUCCCCGACGGUACGGUGUGGCUACCCGUACUCUUUGAGGCAUUGGUUGACCUCGUCUUGGGCUCUAAAAAACCGAUACUGAUAGAUGAAAAAAUGAUAGGGAUCUCGAAAGGCAAUCCACUGGGGAGCAUUUGGAUGCCGUUGGUCCUCCUGGCUCAAUUCGUCUUGAUUUGGAGGCCUAUAAGAAAAGCGAUCGACAGAGAUCUUGUAGAAGAGGCUCAACGCCAUUCCCCUUAGGUGUUGCAAGUGGAACACCCUUGUGAGGAGACAACAUUUUCAGAACUGCUAGAGCUCCACCAUGCAUACGCAUCAGCAUCCGCAGCAUCAAAGCCCUGCAUGUUACAGCAAAAAAAAACUACAAAGAAUUUAUGUAAAAUUGAUUCUCACUACCAGUCGUGACCAACACGCCAGUAGAUCACAGGCUUGGUAGUGAUAAGUUUUGCACCUGAAACAUGGGGCUCAUAGCAAUCUGCCUACCUCCAAAAUCAUCCACCAAAUUUUCAUGACUUGGUUAUUUGUGCAAAUACUUUCUGCAUAAAUGCCAACCAAUUGAAGUUGAAGAACUAAAUGUGGGGAUUCAUUUCUGAUGGAUGUGUCCUCUGAGGUCUAUUAAAGCAUGGUAUUCAGGACAGAUUCAGGCAUUUCCUGUGCAGGAUCUAUUUGAAUGAAAUCACAACCAUGCUUCUAGAAAUCAGAAUGUAAACCUGUGGUGAUCAAUUUCUUCUACAAAAUACUCUUGGAGACUUGUGCACAUCAAUGCACUGGCCCUAUUGAAGUGA
Physcomitrium patens is the source of this 1869-nucleotide messenger RNA. Its product is annotated as translocase of chloroplast 34. The record is from RefSeq and is a predicted model, not a curated record. Gene Ontology annotation, molecular function: GTP binding. NCBI's taxonomy places the organism in Eukaryota, Viridiplantae, Streptophyta, Bryopsida, Funariales, Funariaceae.